Mytilus californianus (California mussel) is the source of this 2490-nucleotide messenger RNA. RefSeq lists its product as uncharacterized. The transcript has 2 exons. Bases 32 to 1885 code for a protein of 617 amino acids. The record is from RefSeq and is a predicted model, not a curated record. Lineage: Eukaryota; Metazoa; Mollusca; Bivalvia; Mytilida; Mytilidae.
UUUCACAACUAACCCUCAACAGACUAGCAAGAUGGCAGAUACUUUUACACCAAACCUAUCAAUAGCACUGUAUCGUUAUCUGUGUCAAAAUAUAGUUGGAUCAGAAGAUUAUGUUAAACGAAUCAGAAUUAUGAACGCUGUCAGGGACGAUUUUGAAAGUAACAAGAAAGUAACUAUUAUAACAAGUGGAAGUUUUGGAGAAGGACUAGAACUGCGAGGCAGUGAUAUAGAUAUAAUGCAUGUAGAUCACGGUUUCGAAGUUUGUGAAGAUAUGAAACCUCGUGUUACUCCAAAUAGAACAUUGUUUUCAAUGGUAACAGACGAUGUAAAACCUGGUUUUACUCAGUUGAAACUAGAACAUUGCACAUUUCUUGAUGCUUUAAAUUGCUGUAAAGAGUAUAAUGGUGAAUACUAUUUGUCAAGUGAAAUAUUUAAACACCAUUUCUUGUUUGAAGGAGUUUGUAUUCAUGGACCAUGUAUAUCGGACGAAGAUGAUACGAUUGACCUUGCCAUUUGUAUUCAUUGUAAAAAGUGGAUAUCGUCUGCAGUACAAUGGGUAACACGAUCAAGUAACUCAUGGCCGAGUAAUGAGGUGAAACAAAAUAUUUUAAAACACGGAGUAAUUGUUGUGCCGAUUGGAGUUAAGGAUUCACUAAAGGAAGAUCUAGAAUGGCGAAUAUCUUUUUCAGUUGGUGAAAAACUUCUAAUAAAUUCAUUUACACAUACUCAAUUACUAUGUUAUGCUCUCUUAAAAAUUAUUUUGAAAGAUGUAAUAGGUACUCAUUCCGAUUGUAAUGAUUUACUCUGCUCUUAUUUUCUAAAAACAAUAGUUUUUUGGAUAUCUGAAGAACUUCAAGAAUCCGUAUGGACACCUGAUAAUAUUAUACCUUGUUUUAUGCAAUGUUUCAGUAGGCUUGUUUAUUGUGUUGAGCACUCAGUGUGUUUGCAUUACUUCAUUCCAGAGAACAACAUGUUCGAAAACAGAAUAGAGGGUCGGGCUCGUGAAAUACUUUUAGAGAAACUAUAUGCAUUGAAUAGCUAUGGUUGGCGAUGUAUUUUAUUUUCAGAUCAAAUAUCCAACUUUGAUGUAUCGAUUUGGAAUUUGCCCAUCGAACCGCACACACUUUAUGUAAAGGAAGUUGAAAAAACACUGAAAUCCAAAUUAUUUCUUUGUGGAAAUUUUACACUAGGUGUUAAGGAAUCGAAUGUAUUCAAUACAAGAAUAAUACAGACAGUUUCGUGUCAUCAGUCUUCAAUAAAAGACGUAUAUCAAUUCUUCAUGUCAAAAUGGUGCCAUAAGCGUGCUCAGGUUAUACCACUGUGCAGCACAUUACGUAAUAAUAAAUAUCGAUACAGACAGUACAAAUGCAGUCUUAGUACUCUGCUGAAAAAUCUCUAUCAUGACGCUGUAUCUGGAUGGUUGAUGGUAGCUUCCCUUUUCUAUAAGACAAACCAAUACAGUAAAGCUUUGAAUAUUAUCAUGUAUUCCAUAUCGAAAUGUACUGUAGAAAAACUAUACUUCGACAUGACUUUGUCGGAUAUUCAUUACCAGUUGCUGAAAUUGCAAUUAUUCAAGGAGAAAUCUUUUGGCUGUAUGCUUAAAAUAAUGUUAGUGGAUAAUAUUACAUUUGAGAUAAAUUCUGCGUUAACACCAGAUGAAAUUCAAAUGAACGAGUCAAAUAGUGUAUGUUGUCUUCCAUCUACAGCGUAUGCUUAUUUCCUUAAUUUUCUCUGCCAUUAUCACCUCAAUAAUGUCAGACAAUGUCAAGAUUCCCUCCGAUGCUUACAACUGGUUAUAAAUAAAGAUUAUUUAAAUGCAAAACACAGUGUAAAAGCAGAAGCUUACAAAAUUUUGGGAAUUGCCCUACAUUUAUUAGGCAAAUAGGAAUCCGCAAGACAAUUUGCUGAAUUCAACCCGGAUCAAUCAUACAAUUCUGCCAUUGUAAGUCUUUUGUUAAUGAGUUGGAUGUGACAUCUGUGCAUUCAGUUGAACUACCGAAAUAAUGAUGUGAGUGUUUUUUUAUGGCUACAGACGACAAAGUCAAAGUGAUGAAACUUGGUUAAUAAACAUAUAACAGUAUUUAAGGCAUUGCUGUACAAUUAUUAGACGACAAAUAAUCCACAAGACAAUUAUUCUUACAAUAUAUUGAAUAUUAACCGGAUAGAACGUUCUCAACUUGCCGUAUGAAGACUUUUUUAAUGUGUUGAUAGUGCCAUCAGUGCAUUCAGCUAAAACGCGACAUUAUGAUGUUAAUGCAAUUGUUUUGUCUAACAAACGACAAUUUUAAAUUUAUGAAGAUUAAUGAAUAAAUAUGCAUAAGGACAAAGAUGUAAAAUAUUGAAUAUGAAGCAUUUUUGUAUAUGAUAUAGUUACGUUCGUAGCGCUGCAAAAUAAAGAGCAAAAUACCACAUAACGAAACAAAGUUUUGACAAGCCAGUUUUGAGUUAAAAGUGUUUAAUUACGUUAAUUUUCGUUGACAACAUUUCAAU